This is a messenger RNA of Sparassis crispa, 2910 nucleotides long. RefSeq lists its product with no specific name. The transcript is spliced from 2 exons. Bases 1 to 2910 code for a protein of 969 amino acids. NCBI's taxonomy places the organism in Eukaryota, Fungi, Basidiomycota, Agaricomycetes, Polyporales, Sparassidaceae. The record is from RefSeq and is a predicted model, not a curated record.
AUGAAGAGAGCCUCCUCUGCCUCAGAUAUCACCCUGGAGGUGCCUCAGCAACCGCGCUCGUCGCAGUCGCACAUUCCAGUCAUUACACCCCGACGGUCCCAAUCAUCUCUUCCAAGUCCUGCCACUUCGUCGAUGUCCUCUGUCCACCUAGGUAUCGUACCUCCUCCUCGACACCUCUCAGUCAGUGGUAGCCCAUCUCCCCGUGCGUCUACAUCUAGUUCAGCCGCAUCGUCCUCGACCACUCCCGCUACCUCUUUCCGUUCCUUUCGAAAUCUACUUUCCUUUGGUCCCUCCAAGCCAACGUCCUCCCCCAGCAUCGUCGGCAUACCCAAGAGCCCUUUCUCAGGCUUUGCUUCUAUUCGCCGCUCUAUUCAUAGUGAACGAAGCGUUUCCGCUCCUGAAGCACGUCGGGGACAUUCUCUGGUUCUCGAAGACUCUCCUGUCCUCUCAAUAGACCUCCCUAAUCCGGGCUUGGGGCCCUUGAUGCACGAGCUGGAUUUAAAGGCGAGUGUAAGCCCGGACAGAAAACCUUCUGACCCGACUCACUUCGUCCCUGCCAUGCCGUCCGUGAGGACUGACGCUCAAGCGCCGUUUGAACCUACGUUAGUGUUCUCCGAUCUUUCGACAAUCUUGGAGUCCGACACUUCUGGCAUAUCGAGGCAUCUCCCGAUUCCGGACGACUCAGUCGAGCUUGACCAUUCGACACCAGGUUUCUCGUCCCCAUACGUUUCCGCAGAUACGGAUCUGCCCUCCUCGCACGCUUGCUUCGCGCAACACAGCUUGCAUAGAAGCUCACAUCCCCGAUUGUCUCUCAGCACCUCACCGCUCGAUUUGUCGACAUCCAAAGUAACCCACGAGGUUAUGGAGGCUCUGUCCGAAACAAGUCAAAAGGAAGGCUGGCUCAACGGCGUUAUCGUCGACGAUACCACCGACAAGCAUACCGGUUUGGCCAAGGCGAAUCCUUCGCAGGAUGCACACGACAGUUUCAACUUGAGCGCUUUGGACCCUGAUCUUGCAGCUCUCCUGAGUCCUAAUACUCUCAUGGGGACAGAGCCGGCGCUGAUGCUAGCCUUGGGCACCCUCCCCACACUUGAAUUGAUCCCAUUCAAGAACGAAGCGAGCACCUUGCUACCGUCCGCUCAGCUGCAGGGCGAGUCCCCGCGGCGACCGCCUUCCUCUCCCCCUCCCUCUUCAUCUCCCCCAUUAACUUUUCCUCAACAGUCAUCCCCUGUGCGCCGGCCUGCUCAGCUCCCCAGAACCGUCCCGUCCACCUUCCCGUCGUCCUCGUUGCCCCGCCUCACACGUUCUGCCUCCGACCGGCCUACCCCGCUGGAACCCUCCACCGCACUAAAUAACUCCUCCGGGCGCGCGAUGUCGCACAGCCCGGAACGACCGCCCGCGAAGCCUGUAGCUGAGGAGCAGAUGCUGCCGUCCACCACCCGUCCAACGUUCCCGCGCAAACAGCACACCGGUGGCGACAAUGCGGCGAGAAGGCCGGCACUCUCUCGUCUCGUUACUCCCGCAUGCCCGAAUUUGGCGUCCACACCCACCUCGAGUCCUGCACGUCAGGUAAAUGCGACCCCGCCGAACACAUGGGAAGCAGGAUCGGUCUCACCGACCUCGCGCCCCACUUCGUCCGUAGGGACGGCCUCCAGCCGCCUGCAGCAACCUCGUCCCAGCCUUGACGGCGAGCGUCAGAAAAUGACUAGGCUGCGCACUCGCGACAGAGGCGCCAGCUUCGUGGAGCGCGGACUCUCCCCCGAUCUGUCUCAGCCCGCUGGGCGCUCCGUUGGCGAAUUGCUCGGUCCGCGGACGGCGAAAGUUUUCGCUGCUGCCGGUCUGCUGGAUGUUGACAAAGAGGGCAGCAACGGAAAGCUCACGCCAUCGCGCCUCGGGACCAUGCGGAGCAGCAUUGACCGUGAUUUGCGCUCGCGGUAUACGCCCUCGAAGCUGGCCUUGUCUGGGGUGGGGUCGAAUUCGUCGUGGGGGCGCCGCCGGAGCGGAAGCCUGACGCAGGUGGCGGAAUCUGCGUCUGUGCUCAGCGGCCCCUUCACAGAGAGCGUGUCAACGCCACGCACCACAUUCUCGAAUACGUCCACUGCGCCGACAUCCAUCUCGGCGUCGUCCUCCACUAUGCAGUCCGAGCUGCAGCUCCUUCAAGAGAGGCAUUCCCUCGAGACGGGCACGCUGCUGAGCGCCCUCGCGGACUCCCAGUGGACUACUAGACUCCUUCGGGAGGAAAACGGGCAGCUUCGAGAUCGCCUGGUCUAUCUCGAAGAGCGGCUUGCGAAUGCGGUCGAGGAGAUUCGGAGGCUGCAGUAUACCACUCCACAUUAUUCAUUGCCAGCAAAAACGACCCACCAAUGUUAUGCUGACUCUACCUCGACAAGCUGCCCAAGCGGUCGCGGACAGGCGCGAUUGCACUUGUUCAGGCAGCCUAAGUAUGAAGUGUCGUUCGAGCAGCCCUCGUCGUCCCCCGAGCCUGCUAAUACGACCCCAGGGACGCCGUCUGAUGUCCGCAUGUUCACUGACACGCGGCAUAAGCGUAUGAGCAGCUCGUCGUCCCUUUUUCCAGGCCCACCGAGCAAUAUGUCUUUGAUCAUGCACGAGGACGACCUCACCGACCACUCGGCGGGAUUUUCGCAUCACUCGGUCUCGCCAUCCUCGCCAACGCUGGUCCUCGCCAAGCUCAGCGGUGGCAAGCAGAGCCAUGGGCCGAAGCAUGUCCGCAGUGCGUCGCUCUCGUCUGGCGCAAACAUCUCACCCACCACAGCCAAUUUUUCUGUGGUUACUGACUCACCGGGGAGCUUGUAUCUUCGGCCAGAGCACGAGAAACUCCUGGGAGACAUGCCGAGCCUCAAUCUCUGCGCGCAGGAGGCCGAUGCUUCUGAGGAAGAUGGGGAGAGCUAG